Messenger RNA from Erigeron canadensis, 2765 nucleotides. Its product is annotated as protein PHOX1-like. The transcript is spliced from 3 exons. The coding region runs from base 135 to 2330 and encodes 731 amino acids. Gene Ontology annotation, molecular function: protein binding. Lineage: Eukaryota; Viridiplantae; Streptophyta; Magnoliopsida; Asterales; Asteraceae. The record is from RefSeq and is a predicted model, not a curated record.
AUAUAUAUACAUAUUCAUAUUAUAGUUUACUUGAAUACAAAUAAAUAGUUAAAUACAUAUAUUAUCAUAUUCAAGAAUCAUCAAAGUUAGAUUUAGUGAUUUAGUAAUAGUUUAUCUGUACUAUAAAAAUAAAAAUGGGCAAACCAAGUGGAAAAAAGAAGUUACAAUCAGGAAUAGAAAAACUUAUAAAACAAAAUAAACCCCCCGAAAGAAGUUCGAAACAAAUGGAUGAAGAUACUAUUGUAUUUAUUCAAAUGUCACAAGAAUUAAAAGAAGAAGGAAAUAAGUUAUUUCAAAAGCGCGAUAACGAAGGGGCUAUGUUAAAGUAUGAAAAAGCACUUAACUUGUUACCUAGUAAUCAUAUCGACGUAGCGACUUUACGUAGCAAUAUGGCUGCUUGUUAUAUGCAAAUGGGUAUCGGGGAGUAUCCGAGAGCGAUACAUGAGUGUAACUUGGCGCUUGAGGUUGCGCCGAAGUAUAGUAAGGCGUUGUUGAAGAGGGCGAGGUGUUAUGAGGUUUUGGGUAAGUUAGAGUUGGCGUUGAGAGAUGUUAGGAAUGUGUUGAGUAUGGAGCCGAAUAAUGUUACUGCGUUGGAAGUUGAAGAGAUGGUGAAGAAAGGGAUUGAAGAAAAGGGGUUGAAAGUUGAGGACGUGGAGGCGGUUUUGUUGACAGAUUAUGUUGACCCGGUUGAGGUGAAGGUGAAAGCGUUGAGAGAGAAGACGAAGAAGAGGAGGAGUAGUAAAGUUGAGAAAAAAGUUGAGUUGGGUAAGGUUGAAAGUGUGGAAGUAAAAGAAAAUAAGGUUGAUGAGGUUAAGGAAAAAAUAGUUGAAAAGGUUCGGGAAAAUAAGGCUAAGAGAGGUAAGGACAAGAGGAAUGAUAAGAAGACAGAGUAUAAGGAAAAAGUAGUCGUUGAGGAUAAGAAUAGCAUUAAAGAAGAAAAAGUUGUUACGAGGACAGUGAAAUUGGUGCUUAAUGAUGACAUAAGAUUUGCUCAGUUACCUAUUGAUUGUAGUAUUGGUUUAGUGAGGGAGAUAGUUUGGGACCGUUUUCCAAAUUUAGAGGGUGUGCUUAUAAAGUAUAAAGAUCAAGAAGGAGAUUUGAUCACCAUCACGACUACUGCUGAAUUGAGAUUGGCUGAAUCAUCUGGUGAUCCUCAAGGUUCUUUAAGACUAUACUUGGUAGAAGUUAGUCCAGAUAAAGAACCGUCUUAUGAGGGUUAUACAAGCAAUGGGUUUCCAAAAGCCAAUAGCUUGAUAUCGAGUGUUUCUGAGAACGGGACUGUGGGUAAAAAUAGGGAAGUCGAAAAAGUUACAACGUGUGUAGAGGAUUGGAUUGUUCAGUUUGCUAAGCUUUUUAAAGAUCAUGUUGGAUUCGAAUCUGAUUCAUAUUUGGAUCUUCACGAGCUAGGAAUGGAAUUAUAUUCUGAAGCGAUUGAAGAAACUGUGACAACUGAAAACGCCCAAAAGCUUUUUGAUAUUGCUGGCGGGAAGUUCCAAGAGAUGGCUGCUUUAGGAUUGUUUAAUUUGGGUAAUGUUCAUAUGAACAAGGCAAGAAAGUGGGUGGUUUUCGCAGAAGAUGGAACGAAAGAAUCAAUACAAGAGCAGGUGAAAACAGGAUAUGAAUGGGCAGAAAAGGAAUAUAUAAAAGCUGGGUUAAAGUUUGAAGAGUCUCUAAAGAUCAAACCUGACUUUUAUGAAGGGUUUCUUGCUCUUGGGCAGCAGCAGUUUGAACAAGCAAAACUUUUAUGGUCUUAUUCACUUGGAAACAACACUAAUUUAGAGUCGGGACCUUCUGCAAAAAUCUUGGAGUUGUACAAUAAGUCUGAGGACAGCAUGGAACAUGGAAUGCAGAUUUGGGAAGAGUUGGAAGAACAACGAUUAAAUGGAUUGAGUUUGUAUGAUAAAUAUAAGGAUGAUUUAGCAACUUUAGGGUUGGAAGGGUUUCUAAAAGAUGUAUCUGCUGAUGAAGCUGGAGAGCAGGCGGCACAUUUGAGAUCUCAGAUGCAUAUCUUGUGGGGUACGUUGCUUUAUGAGCGUUCUGUUGUAGAAUUCAAGAUGGAUCUGUCAGGAUGGGAAGAAUCUUUGGCAGCUUCAGUCGAGAAAUUUGAACUUGCUGGAGUGUCAACAACUGAUCUAGCAGUAAUCGUGAAGAAUCAUUGCUCCAAUGGAACAGCUUCUGAAGGUCUUAGUUUCAAAAUUGAUGAAAUAGUUCAGGCGUGGAAUGACAUGUAUGAGGUUAAGAGGUGGCAGACUGCUGUUCCAUCUUUCCGGCUGGAACCAUUGUUUCGGCGCCGGGUCUCAAAACUACAUACGCAAGUGGAACAUUUCUGAGAACAGUUAUGAAAAGCAGCGUGUAAUUAUGUCCUUACAUAGAGCUAUAUUGUUUUCAGGUUCAUUUAUUGAUUGUCUUCUUCAACUUCAGUUUUCUUUUUUCACAAUUGGAGGUGAAAAAGGUAUCCAAGAGUUUGUCAGAUUGUUGUUUUGUUUUUGUUUGAUUGCAGCACAAGGUGUGUUUCUUUUAACAAGAAGCCACUUAUUCAUCAUUGUAUAAUUUUUUGCUCUCGGGUCGAGUAAAUUAUCACACUACACAAAAUUUCGGUAUUAAGGAUGCAUAGUUUGGACAGAAGUAUCUCGAUUGUAGAAGGUUUCAAAACAUUUAUUCCUAUUUUGUAAUAGGGCUCUCUUACUCAUAAGUUGGAUUGCAAAGUGUGCAAAGUUUUUGGAAUUGUUUUAUCUGGAUAUAUAUAUAUAUUGAUUGUUUGCACA